Messenger RNA from Rubroshorea leprosula, 985 nucleotides. NCBI's taxonomy places the organism in Eukaryota, Viridiplantae, Streptophyta, Magnoliopsida, Malvales, Dipterocarpaceae. The record is from the annotation of a GenBank genome assembly.
AAAAAAAAAAGCGGCUUCUUCCUCUUCUUCUUCAUUGGCAGAUCUGCAAUGCGUCGAUCUUCUCUCUGUUCUAACGUAAACUGUAAAAGCUUGUGAUCGAAUCUUAACCUAAUAACCUACGCCACAUAGCAAAUCUCUCAAUUUCGGAAAUCAUUUAGAAUGCUGGCUGUUCUUGUUCUGAAUCUCUUCGCAAUCGCAGGGAAAAGCUGAAGGUGUCGACGAGGUAUGAGACGAAGAAGAGUAUUUGGGUCUGAGAUUUCACAGUAAGUGUUCAUGGACCUUGGCGAGUCUGCACAGCGGAGUCCUCCAGCUGUGGGAUUACAGGAUCGGAACUCUUAUUGAUCGACUCGACGAGCGCAAUGGACCUGGGCUUGGCGUUCAUUUCCACCACGUCCAGCCUCUCUUGGUCUCUGGAGGGUAUGAUUACAAGAUCAAGGUGUGGAAUUAUAAGUUGCAUAGGUGUUUUUUUACCCUUCUUGGUCACCUAGAUUGUUAGUACAAGUGAUGACUAAACAACCAGACUAUGGAACUGGCAGCAUCGGACUUGUAUCUCUGUAUUGACUGGACACAAACAUUAUGUUAUUUAUGCUUCUUACCAUCCAAAAGAGGACCUGGUUGUAUCAGCAUGGAUCAAAUGGUUCAUGUAUGGGACAUUGGUGCUCUUAGGAAGAUAACAGUUGCCCCUGCAGAUGAUGUCAUGUGGUUGAGGCAGUUGAGCGAGAUGAACACAGAUUUCUUUGGUGGGGUUGAUGCUUUUGUUAAGUAUGUCUUGGAGGGUAUGAUGAUCAUGGAGUUAACUGUGCUUCAAUGUUCCAUCUCUCCCUCCCUGCAAUUGUCUCAGGUGCAGAUGAUAGGCAAGUAAAAAUUUCGAGAAUGAAUGGUAUGUCUUCGAAAACUUGUUUGAGUCUUUUGCUUGUGAAAUCAUUAACUCCCAGAAGAGCUACUGACCACCACGUCUGCUCCUGAACAAACUACCAUAUGAAAU